Messenger RNA from Chinchilla lanigera (long-tailed chinchilla), 945 nucleotides. Its product is annotated as olfactory receptor 7D4-like. Gene Ontology annotation, biological process: G protein-coupled receptor signaling pathway. The record is from RefSeq and is a predicted model, not a curated record. Lineage: Eukaryota; Metazoa; Chordata; Mammalia; Rodentia; Chinchillidae. Bases 1 to 945 code for a protein of 314 amino acids. The transcript has a single exon. Gene Ontology annotation, cellular component: membrane. Gene Ontology annotation, molecular function: olfactory receptor activity; G protein-coupled receptor activity.
AUGGAAACAGAAAACUACACAGGAACAUCACAAUUCCUUCUCUUGGGUCUCUCGCAAGAUCCUAAAUUGCAGCCCAUUCUUUUUGGGCUCUUCCUGUCCAUGUACCUGGUCACAGUGCUGGGGAACCUGCUCAUCAUCCUGGUCGUUGGCUCUGACUCCCACCUCCACACCCCCAUGUACUUCUUCCUCUAUAACCUGUCCUUUGUUGACAUCUGCUUCACCUCUACCACCGUCCCAAAGAUGCUGGUGAAUAUUCAUGCACACAACAAAGGUAUUUUGUACACAGAGUGCCUCACUCAGAUAUAUUUAUUUUUGGUUUUUGUGGGCAUGGAUAAUUUACUACUGACCAUAAUGGCAUAUGACCGCUUUGUGGCCAUCUGCCAUCCCUUGAAAUAUGUGACCAUCAUGAACCCCAAUGUCUGUGUUUUCUUAGUUCUGAUAUCAUGGCUCAUCAUGUUCUUGGUCUCCCUGCUUCAUAUUCUACUAAUGAAGAAGUUGACUUUUUCCAUAGACACUGAACUCCCACAUUUCUUCUGUGAACUGGCUCAGGUUCUCAAGGUGGCUAGGUCUGAUGCUAAUGCCAAUGUCAAUAUCAUCUUGUUGUAUUUGUCAACUGCCCUGCUGGGUGUGUGUCCCAUCACUGGGAUCCUCUUCUCUUACUCUCAGAUCAUUUUCUCCUUAAUGAAGAUGUCCUCUGCAGAAAGCAGGUUUAAAGCAUUUUCCACCUGUGGGUCUCACCUCUGUGUGGUCUCCUUGUUCUAUGGAACAGGACUUGGGGUUUAUCUCAGCUCUGCUGUGACCCAGGCUUCCCAUGACAGCUCUGUUGCCUCUGUGAUGUACACUGUAGUGACCCCCAUGCUGAACCCCUUCAUCUACAGCCUGAGGAACAAGGAUGUGAAGGGGGCCCUAGGAAGACUUCUUGGCAGAGCAGCCUCUUGUCUUUAA